UUCUGUAUGUUGAAGGGAGCAGCCAGUGAGUGUGUGUUCAGUGUGUGUCUGAGAGAGAGAGAGAGACACAGACGGUGUUAAACAUGGAAACGAGGUUAGGCGUGAGUCGAAAACUAGUUCUGGUCCUGAAUUGAAGAGCCGCACCUCCUAGCAGACCACAAACACGGGAUUAUUAUGCCCAGCGCCAACGUGUCCGUGCGAAGUUUAUAUGAAGUAGAGAAAUACCUCGGCAGCCGGAUGGACAGGAGUACCGAGGGAAGUUCUCUGACCCUCCCUGCAUCGAUGCGUCGGGGUUCUUCAGAGAACAACUUGGAUCUGGAUCUGACUGAUGGAGGUCCUGGUCCUGCUCUGGGCUUUGAGGUUCAGCGUAGUCGUUCCUGCUUGGACAACCUCCAACAGAAGAUACUGAAAGUCACAGAGCAGCUGAAGAUUGAGCAGACGGCACGGGACGAGAACGUCGCUGAGUACCUGAAGCUGGUGAACAGUGCAGACAAGCAGCAAGUCGGGCGCAUUAAGCAGGUGUUUGAAAAGAAGAACCAGAAGUCAGCUCAAAAUAUUGCACAGAUGCAAAAGAAGCUGGAGCAGUACCACCGCAAGAUGAAAGACAAUGAAAUCCACCAUACCCCAUCACCUCACCGGUCCUCUGUCAAACACAGCACCAUACCCAGAGAGUCUCCCAGAGAGCUGCUGAAGGACAUGACUGGCAGUGGCCGACACCCGACCAUGGACAAGAUCAAGACCAUCGGACCAGGCGUUUCUCUCUCCCCUCCUUUCUUCUUCAGCAAGCCCCGGGAGUUUGCCAAUCUUAUCAGGAACAAAUUUGGCAGUGCUGACAACAUCGCCCACCUCAAGAACACUCUGGAUGCUUCCUCACCGCUUCCCACUGACAAUGCAGGAAAGGGGCUGAGUAGCAGUACCUCUAUGGUAACCAAGCCCAAGUAUCCCAGCGAUGACGAGUGCUCCUCAGGGAGUGCUUCCAUUUCAGACAGUAACGGGAACCCAUCAGGGGCAGCUUUGUCGGCUGGGAAGUUGCAGGGUCGGGGUCAGGGCCAGCAGGCUGGGGAAGAUGGCCAGAGCCAGAGUCUGAAGAUGGCCCUGACCCUGGAGGAGGUGAGUGAGAUCAAAGAUGCCCAGAGUCAGCUGGAGGAGGAUAUGGAGGAGCUGAAGUCCCAGUUCAAAAAAGAUUAUGGCCUCAUCAGCCAAAUACUACAAGAGGAGCGGUACAGGUAUGAGCGCUUGGAGGACCAACUAAACGACCUGACAGAGCUUCACCAAAAUGAGAUGGCUAAUCUGAAGCAGGAACUGGCCAGCAUCGAGGAGAGGGUGGCUUAUCAGGCUCAAGAAAGGGCCAGGGACAUACAGGAGGCACUGGAGUCAUGUCAGACGCGAGUGUCCAAGCUGGAGCUGCAGCAGCAGCAGCAGCAGCAGACGGUCCAGCUCGAGAACCGUGACGCCCGAGUCUUGCUGGGGAAGAGCAUUAACAUCAUGCUGGCCAUCAUCACCGUCAUCCUGGUGUGUGUCUCCACCGCUGCCAAGUUUGCCGCUCCACUGAUGAGGAGCCGGCACCACGUGGUUGCUACCUUCCUGGGAGUUUGUUUUUUGACCAUAUUCUGGAAGAACUGGGACCGUUUACUGUAUGCCAUAGACAGGUUGCUGGUGCCUGCCUGAUAGUGAAGAGUGCACACUUUAAACAACACUGCAGUAACAUGGAUGCUGUCGGUUGGCAGGACAGGACUGUCUAAGGGGAUUGGUUGUACAAUCUUCAGAAGACACGAACCCCAUGCAUUUACGGAGGUCACUGUUUUGUUUUUUUUUUAAUGUCAGACUGAAAUCAUUUUUUUUUUCUUUGUCUUAAACUUGAAUGUGUGUUGCUAACCACUUUCAUUUAACCUUUGUAAUAAUAUUUAUACAAGAGUAAAUUUUAUUCCCCAGGGAUUGCUAUGAUAUCAUCUCAAGACAUAGUCAAUCCAUGGAUUAAGGAGUGUGAAGAGAAAUGCAUUAUCACUACCGCGCAGCAACAUGGGACUCGCUCACUCACUGUUGUUUACUUCCGGCGCCGCUACGAACGGAUGCCUGCCAGAGUUGCUCCGUGUCUUCGUGUUAUCUUAUCUCUUUCCCACAGUUUUUGGGGACACGAUCAGAAGAUGAGGUAGAAUGCAGCAAACGAUUAUUCUCUCUCAUUUUGCUUCGGCUUGAUCUUUUUACGAAUAUAUCUUACAAAUUGCACAUGCACACACAAACAAAACCUCAAACCUGGUAUCUUUCUUGGCCACAGCUAUGAAAAGUGGCUGGUAGGUAUAUUUUGUUUCCUUUGCACAGAGACACACAGGCUGUUUCCCUCUUUUUUUUAGCUAAGCUAAGUGAAGCUAACUGGCUUAAUGUGUUGUAGCUUCAUAAUUUAGCAUACGGACAUGAGAGUGGCAUCAAUCUUCUCGGCUAACUCUCAGCACAAAAAAAAUUAAUGAGCGUGUUUCCCCAAAUGUAGAGCCAUACGUUUCAAUGAAGAAUCUUCAAACUACAGCAGAGAGGCCUGUUUUUUGUGUGUUUGUUUUCAUUAUUGCCUUGUCAUCUCUAAAGGUUUUUUUUCUGUUUACUGUAUUUGAUGUUUAAAGUGCAAUAUACUGGAUGUCUAAAAGCUCUGUUUUUAAAAUGUUUCUUUCAGGAGCGAAUGUUUUACGUCAGUGUUUUACAGUGACAGGGGUGUUGGGGUCGGUAAGGGGAGCAUCAUUACUGUUGGCACGAGAGAUCCAUAACCACUGAAGUCACUGCUGGGCUCUGAUAAGACCAGCUGUCUCCUCUCUCAAGGGCCGAAAACCAGCCCCACUGCAUUGCCAUGCUGAUAGCAUGGUAAUAUCAACACAGGCCAGCUCUCCUGUGCAACCACACAUGCGCACAUACCCAUGAAACACACACACAGAGUCAGUCAUUUGGCUCUUUUUAUGUCUUACGAGUCUGAUGUUUGUCUUCUACUAAUAAUGUGAUUGAGAAGUGAUGGGUUAUACUGUGAUAGAAGCCUUUUCUGAUGAAAAAAUGCAAUUUUUUCUCUCUUUUUUAUUUUAUUUUUUUUAAAGAAUCAACAAACAGCCUUCAGUGCUCCAGUGAUGAGCACACUACUGGCUCUGAUUUAUGAACUAUGAGCCUAUCUUUCUUUGGAAUGACUAAUGUAUUAUUUCAUGUUUGUCUUGCAAACAUUGCCUGUGAGGAUCUAACGUGAAACUACAGACCACUUUUUAAUGUUUGUCUGCCAUAAUAACAUGUUUGUGUUGAUGUUUGUUGUCGUGUCUACUGACUGCAUUGUAUGUUUUUGUUCUUGUUUUGACGUAUUUGAGGAUGUUCUUGCCUGCGGAACUACAGAUCUGGUUUACAUUCUCUUUUCAUCUGCAGUGCACUAUGUGAUCAAUCAGUUGUAUUUUCAUGCAUUACGUGCCUUCGUCUGGCAGUUUCUGUUAAAUUAAACAAGCCUUUUUAAUCAA
Messenger RNA from Scatophagus argus, 3473 nucleotides. RefSeq names its product transmembrane and coiled-coil domain protein 3-like. The coding region runs from base 175 to 1668 and encodes 497 amino acids. Gene Ontology annotation, cellular component: endomembrane system. Lineage: Eukaryota; Metazoa; Chordata; Actinopteri; Scatophagidae. The record is from RefSeq and is a predicted model, not a curated record. The transcript has 4 exons.